AAUAGAGUCCAUGUGUUCUUCUAUUCAUUGUUAGCCCACUUUCAAUUUCGGCCAUGUAGCUUAUUGAAAUUGGGCUUGGAGAUGCAGGUGUUCGUCGUUCACACUUUCUACCAAGGAAUCAGUUCCAGUUUCCAUGGCUGUCUGAUAAAGAGAAAAUGAAGUAAAAAAAAGAGAGAAAAACAGGAAAUGCAAAGCAUGUUGCAAAUCCUCUGAUCUCGAAAUCAUACUUAUAUGCUAAAAAAUUUGCUGGGAUGAAUGACCUGUUAUUCCCGGGCCGAGGGCGGCCGCCGCUCCUGCCCUGGCUCAGGGACGGGCCUGAUUACAUAUCGAAGGAACUUUUCUGAAGACUAUUACAGACACAAAUAUGGCUCCAGCUCAAAAUCCAAAGAGAAGAGUAGCAUUUGUGCUAAUUGAUGGAUUAGGUGAUGUGUCUAUGCCAAGAUUUGGGUAUAAGACCCCGCUGCAAGUGGCUAGAGUGCCGAAUCUGGAUGCUAUUGCUUCAGCUGGAGUUAAUGGGCUCAUGGACCCUGUUGAACCUGGUUUAGGCUGUGGGAGUGACACUGCCCAUCUUUCUUUAUUGGGUUAUAACCCAAGGGUAUACUACCGUGGACGAGGUGCAUUUGAGUCAAUGGGUGCUGGAUUGGCCAUGUCACCAGGGGAUAUUGCAUUCAAGUCAAACUUUGCAACUUUGGAUGAGAAAUCUGGUAUAGUCACAAGUAGAAGGGCUGAUCGUCACUUUGAAGAAGAGGGGCCUAUCCUCUGUGCUUCCCUGGAUGGGAUGAAACUGCCAUCCUUUCCCCAGCAUGAAGUUAGAGUCAGGUAUGCCACAGAGCAUAGAUGUGGAGUGGUUGUGAAGGGACCUAAGUUAAGUGGGAAUAUUUCAGGAACCGACCCCUUGAAGGAUAACCGCUUACUUUUACAAGCCGAGCCCUUAGAUGAUACUGAAGAAGCAAAACACACAGCUGCAGUUGUGAAUGAAUUAUCCAAGGAGAUAUCACGUAUACUGGUGUCCCAUCCUGUGAAUGCAAAGAGAGUAGCAGAAGGAAAGAAUAUUGCUAAUCUUGUUCUGCUACGAGGUUGUGGUAUCCGAAUUGAGGUACCACCAUUUGAAAAGCAGCACAACCUGCGACCAUGCAUGGUUGCUCCCACUAAGAUAAUUGCUGGUCUUGGGAUGUCUCUUGGCAUUGAUAUCCUUGAAGCUCCUGGAGCAACAGGAGACUACCGAACCUUGCUAACUUCCAAAGCGACUGCAAUAGCCAGGGCUCUUUCAGCUCCAUUAAACUCUUGCCCAAAUGUUUUUGUCCCGGGGGAGGAUGAGCAGAAGCCUGGUCAUUCAGAUGGAUAUGAUUUUGGGUUUCUGCAUAUUAAGGCAAUAGAUGAUGCGGGCCAUGAUAAAGCAAGUGUUUUAAAAGUCAAAGGACUAGAAGCAGUUGAUAGAGCAAUAAGGCAGCUAGCUAAGCUCCUUUGGGAAGCUGAAUCAACAGGAAAGUUUGAAUACUUCCUUUGUGUAACAGGAGACCACUCUACACCAGUCGAGUACGGGGACCACAGCUUCGAACCUGUUCCUUUUGCAUUAUGCCGCUUAAGAGAUUUUGUGGGUGCAGUAGGCGGUGAAUCAAUCCUGAUGGAAACUUCACUAGAACCUUUUCUUCUUCCAACUGUAAAAUUAGGGGAAGAUCUAACAGAAGAGUGCAAAGGUGGUGAUGAAGGAAUAACAGCCUCAGUAAAGGCUUUUAGUUGUGAUUCGGUUUCUGAAUUGAAUGAAAUCACUGCAGCACGGGGUUGUCUUGGUCGUUUUCCUGGGAGUGAGAUGAUGGGUAUUAUCAAUGCGUUUCUCAAACUGAAACUAUAAUCUCUUCGCACCAGAAAAGGAAGGUAAUCACGACUACUCUUCAGGGCACUAAUUGGAAUUCACUGAUAAUUGGUUUUGGUUGAAUAUAAACUUUAUGAUAUUUUCUACAAAUCAUAAAUCUUGUUUCUGAUGUUGUUGUAUGUUACUGCAUUCACAUGCUGAGGGUUCAGAUACUAUUGACUUUGAAGUUCCAAUAUGUACAUUAGUGCAUUCACUGCGUGAGAGUUCAGAUCAACACUUUUUCAUGUUCCUCUUCAUAAAAGAGUGCAAACUUGUGUAUAUUAACACUUAAUGUCAUUUUAAUUUUAUAUUAAUAUGAGUUAAUUAUAUAUAUUUCGUAAAA
Molecule: messenger RNA, 2195 nt
Organism: Beta vulgaris subsp. vulgaris (sugar beet)
Lineage: Eukaryota; Viridiplantae; Streptophyta; Magnoliopsida; Caryophyllales; Amaranthaceae
Exons: 7
Coding region: 365-1852 (495 amino acids)
Molecular function (GO): metal ion binding
Source: RefSeq, a predicted model, not a curated record